GCCUGGCGCGCUUGAAGUAUAGGGAAGGUUUUCGCUGUCAUGUCAUGCCGUGCAUUUCUAGCAUCGACGAUAUUACCUACCUAGCUAUAAUUCUGAUUAGUCAGCUGCUCUCUAUCUUCAUCCUCCAAGUGGAAUUCGCGAGACCGAAUACUAUAGCAACGACCGCGACAAACCUAAGCACUUAUCUCGUACUUAGACCUUUCCUCGUGAAGUUUUCUAGCUCGAUAACUCUCAACAGAUCGGGAGCAGCCUCGACAGAGUUCAAGAAUUCUCCUCCAAUGAAUCAUGGCGCCAACCUUCAUCUUUUCAUAGGACAGGCGGUUUUUCGUAUUUCUAUCACGAAGAUCGACCUAUACUUAUUUGUGGAGUUGUUGCACUAGAAAUAGAACAUCAUCGAUAUACUUAUGUAUGAAGUGCUGGUCUUUAUAUAUACGAUUCGGUAUUCAAAAUCUAUCAGAAAAGGUACUUUUUCUUCUAUAUCUAUAGUCACUUUCUACAUGCAAGAUUUACAACAGUCUAAUCGUCCAUUCCUUUCGUAUUAAAACGAACAAAGAAACAACAUAAACAUUUUAUUUCAAGCGAAUGCAAAAGAACAAAAUGGUGCAUGAUUAUUCUUGGCACUCAUUUUCAUCAAUAUCAUGUGCGUCUGCUGUCUGUGUACGAGGUCAGUGUAUCUUGCUUGUUGCGGCGACCUCAAUAUUGUGGCCUGCCGUAACUGCGUCUGCCUCGUCGCAUGUUGUUGUAUCGUCCGAGUCGAUGACAGCAGAAGAUGGCCACCAGUCUUCAUCAAGUCGGGCGGAAAGGCUGGCACAUGAUUCGUCCACAUCGUUCACAGCAGACCAGCGGGCAAGCAAAGAACAACGAAGAGCUAGCGCUACUCCGGAAAUCGAGCGACAACAAGGAGAAGCACCGGAACUUCAGCUAAGAAGUUCUUGUACAAUUAGCAGGCAAAGACGAGAUAAAGCGGGUGCAAGGAAAUGGGCGGACAUCAGUGAUACAGAGAUGGAUAACGAGCAUGCUAUCGUUGCCCUAUCAUCUACUCUCUUCGGCAACGCCCAUGGAGUUGGAAGCGGAAGCGUUUUUGGGAAAGAAGAUUAUGAGCAGGGUAUGGCUAAUGCGGCGGGUCCAUUUGCCGAGGCUGCAUCUCCUAGAAGCGUGAGGGACGAAGUAGAGCAGGCAAACAACUCCCGUAUAAAAAUGAGAAGGACUGAAAGACCGGGACGAAAAAUGAGUGAUGCAAAGUCAGCACCCGGCUCGCCAGCAAAAGUAUCUCGACCUCGACAGCCGCUGCUCGGCCAGAAGAGUCAAACGGUGGAUGUAAAAAGCAAGCCAAUGACGACGGAAAGGACCACAUCAACCACAAAAAAGCGGCCGAAGCGUGAGGUAUUCACAGUAACUCGAAUUCAUGUGGAAAAGUUGGGGAGGUGACGCAAUUCCCUUUGCAAGGCACACGAACUUCAGCUUGUGAAAAACAAAAAAGUAAGAGACCAUCUGUAGUAUGCAUGCAUUGGAGUUUGAUCAUCAUUUUCAUUUUGGUUCUUCUCAUUUUCAGACUCAAUUCAACUCUCAACAGAACAAGACAACGGGGUGGAUUCAACCCCAGGAUGCUGGUUGGUGGACGAAUGAGUGGUACCCGGGAUGCUAUCCAACAGCUUACAAUUAUAUUCCCACAUCUGACGAGCAACAAUACUACAGCUACAGUUCUGGUCUGGCAUGUCCAUCAGCAUCGUCUGGAGGAAAGUGCUUCUAUGGAGGUACUAGAGGGACGACAGCACGCACGGCUUCGGAGUCCCACGCGCGACAAUUCGGUGCUGAACCUGGACAAGCAUACUACGGGGACAAUGGAGAUAGCGGCUGGCCUUGCCCUUGGAUAGACUAUGACGGGCAGCACGCUUAUUCCACAUCAGCUCAAGCGUGGUAUCCAACUUCACGAGAACACGAACGGGGAAGUAAUAGGCUACCCUAUUCGUCUUCGUCUUCGUCUUCUGCAGGUCCUAGUCAUUAUAGCCACAACGCACUUAGCAGAAAAGCCGUUUCAGCUGAGGCUGCACAUGUUGAAGAACAAGAACAAGUACAUCAAGAUCUUGAAGUAAAAGCAGGGAAAGGCAUCAAAGGAAGCACAACAUCAAGUGGUGUCUACUACGGGACAAAACUACAAGACGAUACGAGAAGCAACGUGGACGCUGUCAUGAGGUCCACUAAGACACUGCAUCAUCGCGGAGCGCUUUUAGCGACAAGUACUGCACCAGGUACAAAAACAACCCCAGAAGCGAGCAAAAUUUCUGAAAUAGAAGUGGGUCUACAACUGGACCACGAAGACUCUGACUCAUCUUCAUGCGAGGCCGGAUCACGUCACUACACCGAAGCACAUGCGACCAGUUGUAGCUUUUACGGUUAUUAUAAUUCUCACGAUAAAACUUGUGGUCGAUCUUCUCUACUUUUACAACCGUAAAAGUUUUGCAAAGACCUUCUUUAUCCAGACCUGAUAAAAAAUGUAAAUCUAUUUAAGUAUUCGUAGUAGUAUGUAUUGUGUUUGUGGGAGGUUGUAACUCUAUUAACCGGACCCGACAGCAAGUGGUACGCGAAAUAUAUAUGUAUGGUUUGAGAGAGACUGUUCUACAAGUCUACUGCUAAAUCAAAAUCAGAACGAACAACCUCUAAGAAUCUGGCACCGCAUCUUCAGUGUCCUCAUGGUCUCGUUCUUGGGGAGAACCCGACAGGCAUAUGAAAGUUCGCACGGGCAUUGGCUCUCUCCUAAUGUCUAUGGAGCGCCUGAAAAUAUGGCUGAAUCGCCUCAACCUUCCUGAUUAUACUCAGGCUCACGACCACCUCCGAGGAUUUCCAACAGGAACAGCGAGAUGCCAAGAAAGACUCUUCGAUUACAGCGAGCAGGAAAAAAGAUGUGGUCUCUCUGAAAAUGAAGGUGGACGAGACCGAAUGGAAGAGGAAGAAGAGGACGAAGAGCUGCAAUAUUUUCUUCAAAAUUUCAGCGACUUGUUAAGCCUCACGAUUUUUCGAAGUGUUCGUUGACUACUUAUCUUGAUUCCCCUCCUCGGAGUCGUUCAUCUAAUUCCUUACCACACGAUUACAAACUACAACAAGCGACUUCUCCUCUAGUGCGUCCGAAGUUAGUACUAUACAGUGAUCGCCCACCGUCCCUUCCUGUUGCACUCCAAGAGGAGGACGAUCUCAUGUAGUAAGGGAACUAUGAAGGCUACCGCUAAUGACACAAAGCGAAGAGGGUCAAGCCACAACAUGUUGUCUCUCCGCAGAGCAGCGUCCUACAGUACUACAAGGGGGCAAGCAGGCGCUCCAAGAGUACCACAAUUCAGGUGUUUACGUGAGCAAGGAAUGUUGCGACAUGAUCAGCAGUUUGGACCGUUUCCGCGCUCUUCUAGAAUGGAAGAGUCGAUGCAGUACGCGUCAGGUAUCUUUAAGCAGUAGAGGUCAGGAUCCGUGGGGCCGCCAAGGCCAAAAUUAUACAGAAGAUGAUAGAAGAACAAGACGAGACGAGAUGGAAGCGGGUUUCCUGGGUGGCCCACGACACGAAGAUGUUGUCAUGUCAUGUGUCUCCAACGAGGACGUUGGACGCUUGCGGAAUAUCCUUAAAACAUUACUACACCGCGCCACUCUCUUACUACACUGCAAACUGAACGGACAGGCCCCUGUAGAAUCGAGUAUCGACAAGGGCUAUUUAACGACGAAGCAACAGCGAGAACGAAGAGAACUUCUUCUUACGACCACGUCUACAGAAGAUUCAACAGUCAGUAGAUGCAGAUGAAGAGUGAGAAUUCAUCAUCGUCAAGCGGUCUUUAUUUGUGUUAUUCUCCUCUCGGCGUCAGCCUUCGUACCCCAGACCUCUGUGAAGCACCAGAAAGUCAAGAUCUGGCUGGAUGUUGACCAUUUCACUCCUCGUGCUCGUCGCAUAAUCUUGAUGAGCAAGUUCUUCAUUUUACGUUCAUCUAAUUUGCACAUACAUCAAGCAGAAGCGCGCCGAUUCUUGUCAGACGAGGGGAAUCACAUGUACCCAUACGGCAACGUGGACAAUGAAUAUUCGGGCAAUGUUCGGCUGUUUCGUCCAAAUCCGGUGCAGCACUCCUGUCAGUAUGGUGGACCUCUUCAAACAGCAGGUGGAGAAGUAGUCGUGUGUUCUACUAGUGGAAAAGUAGCAUGCUCUAGUGGAGUAGCAUGCUCCAGCGGAGUAGCAUGUUCCAGUGGAGUAGCAUGCUCCAGUGGAGUAGCAUGCUCCAGCGGAGUAGCAUGUUCCAGUGGAGUAGCAUGCUCCAGUGGAGUAGCAUGUUCCAGUGAAAAAGUAGCCUGUUCCAGUGGAGUAGCAUGCUCCAGUGAAAAAGUAGCCUGUUCCAGUGGAGUAGCAUGCUCCAGUGGAAGUAGUGACCCAAACAUUGAAGCACCAGAAGGCGCUCCUAUAUUAGUACCUACUACAUCAACAACAGUUUUCGAGCCCUUGGAAGAUGGGCGUGAAACUCGUGCUUCAUCGCAUCUUUCCAACAGCUACCAAGAACUAUAUGCGACAUCAUCUCCGGCGUCCUCCCCCGCACCGUCAAGCAUCGCACUCGCCCCUGCUCCAUCCUUUGCGCCUUCGGCGAGCAUGAUUUUAAGGACGCAAUAAUUGUAUCAAUCUGUCGCAGAGCAUCAAGUUGUAAGACAGAGAGACUGAAACAAUCCUAACGUCCUUGAGUCUGUUUCUACUCUUAGAAGCAUGAUACAGGAACUCAGUAAUAAGCGUUAGACGUCGGGUACUAAGUAGUUUAGGUUCAAAUUAUGAAGGUGGAAACGGAAUCCUCUACAACUGCUAAGAGAGCCGCCUGCUCCAUCGUAUUCGCCUGCACCCUCGAAUACAGCCGUAGCAUGCUCAUCGCCAAGGACGCCCUAUCCAGACGAAGACGAAGUCCUUCCUUGCGACGACUUUCUCAACCAGCUGCCUAGUUAAGUAAGAGUUGCACCCGAGAAAGCCUGCCAUCUUUGGCCUGAUUUAGAUCUAAAUGCAAGCAGUUGUAACUGUAUCCACCAUGAAUCAGCAGUUCUGCAUCAAGGGUAUGUUUACCUACAACCCUAAGCCCUAACCAGGGAAAGCCAGUCCGACGAGGACAACCCCAUCUAAUCCAGCCACGGAUCGAUGUUUCAUGUGCCGGGUGGAUUCCGUUUAUGUCGUCCGUGUGUAUUUUUUGGAAAGUCCCCGCAUUCUUGCGAACUAGGCGCACAUUGUGGAUUUUGCCACCACUGCAAUGGUUAAGGCUUAUAUUGCGCUAUCCCAUCUUGUGUUUGUGAAGCAUCUUGGAGCAGGAGCUGUUCAUCCAUCUUCUCGGAACUGAUGUCCUCCGGUAUCUAAGGCGAAAGCAGACCCAAUAAAUGUUGAGUCUACCAAGUAGAGAGAUGCCACCACCAAGAUGCUGUGUGUGCCAACAAGCAAGAUGGAUCUUCAGGGCAAGCGCUAAAUUGGAUUAGACCGCAUGAUGCGGCAGAAGGAGGCGAGGCUAAAGCGGAAAGCAAUCAGCGCGAAAAAAAGGCAGAGGCGGAUGAUUAAGACCCUUUUUCUUGUCGGUGUGGUACUUAUGUGAACCUAGUACCACGGAUGACACUUCCUGAUGAUUCUCUAUGGACCAGGUAUGGGCAUGCAGAAAAACGACAGCUUUGCUGAAUUGAUUCUACAAGUAUGAGCAUGCAUUGAGAUUGACCAAACACCUCUAACAACUGGGCGGCCGUUGAGGCUGUUGAAGUGCUAAGACCUCGCUCCUCCAUGUGGUGGACCUAAUAGCUGCAUAUGGUGGAAGUGGAGUUUGAGGAAGAUGGUAAUUAACUGCAUCAAGAGAGUAGUUGUACUACUUCCAAGUAAAGGCAGCUAAGUAUUUGUUUCGAAGGUUUUUUGAUUGCAUGGACAUCAAAAUUAGUGAUGAAGACGUGAAGGUGUAAAACCACCGCCACAGUCAUGAUAGACAAGGAUAUCCGGAUGCAUAUGCAACGUUGAGAGCGAGACGGGAGCUCUUGACCGUAUAAUAAUUGAUAUUGAUGAUAAACAAGCACUGAAUUAUUAUUAGAUAGUAGUAGAGUAGUUUAUAGACGCUGGGCUACGCUGGGUGGCCUCGCUGGGUACGAUGGGUGGCCUCGCUGGGUACGCUGGGCGGCUACGCGGGGCACGCUGGGCGGGCGCUUGGAUAGCGCUUGGCGGACUUGAGGGCCACACAUUGGGCAUGCCGAGCCCGCGCGGCCGAUGGAUUUACUUGCGCCGCGGGGACGCGGUGCAGCGCGUCCCGUGAGCACAAACACAGGCGGCGCGCCGCCCUCAAGGUUCAGGGCAGCGCUGGCGCAGUGCUGCGCCUGUUUGCGCAGUAGCGAGCUGCGCGGCGCCUGCUCUGUUCAGGCUUGCACUGCGUCGCGCUGCACUUGGCUGCCCGAUGCGUGCAGUGCUGCGCCGCUCCUGUGCAGUGCGGUAAACUGCCAGCGCCGCUCCCGCUGGCCUUGGCUUACGCUAGCCUAGCCCUGCUGGUGGGGUUCUCAAGCGGGUGCCCGAAGGGCGCCACGCAAGUGGAGACGCCCAGCGUCACGCUGGUCGCAGAUCUGGCACAUUUGGGUCGCCCAGCGACCCAGUGUGCCCAGCCCAGCCAUAUAAACUGUUCUAUUUAGUAGGUAGUGCUAGUGCUUAUAAAUAUACUUGUAAUUUGUAGUUUGGUGGAGACUUGGAUUAUGACGACCGACGCCGAAGACGUAGGUGGACCUCAAUAAACUAGCAUGAGCCUGUAACUCAAAGUCUAGUCGGCAGGGCUUUAGUUUUCUUAAAGAUUAAUCCAUCAGCGUCAUAGCCCUUGUGGUAUUCGAAGUUCUUUGGUGUGCCAACGUGAGCAGCGAUGUUCAUUCAUUCACUCGCAUCCCUAGCUCCAGCAGUGUGUCCUUGCGGACGGCCGUGGGUUGCAGCGUAAUGAGUAUAUUUCGAAGUUUGUAAAACUCUUGCAAAGGAAUAGCGACACUGUUCUUGCAGACAUAUUAAGGAUCAUCUCCAAGCAGCCACAGAAACCUUUUCGUUUAUUUUCACAUGCUGGGUAGCCUAUAACAAAAUAAAACGAGUGACUUAUGUUAAUGAGGGCGUGUUUUUCUCAAGGCAAAAUUAUAAACGGGGAGCUACAUGGGGCUUGGUCAGACACUACUGUAAAAGAUUAGCCCGAACCAAGGCAUUAAUCGUGCUCCUGGUUCGCUACAUUGGAUUUCAAGAUUUCGAUUUGGAAGCAUUAGGGCCCUCCUUGUUAGAAGUAGAACAAGGACAGGCAAGUGGAAACGACUCAUCGAGAGAGUUUCUCGAACGGAUCAGUCCCUGGCUUGGAUGUCAUUCUGUGUCAACACCUGAUGAAAAACAGCAACCAAGCUCACCCGGGGGUCGGCAAACAAGCAUAGAAAGGGAUAGAAUCGUGC
Messenger RNA from Amoebophrya sp. A25, 7422 nucleotides. Lineage: Eukaryota; Dinophyceae; Syndiniales; Amoebophryaceae. The record is from the annotation of a GenBank genome assembly.